AUGGCAAAGAAGAACAAGGUCUCCACAACGACCAGAAAACAACUCAGGCAAAAAGAAGAUGACUAUCUGAAAAAGCUAGAGACGCAGAUUGAGGAGUAUGACCUAGAUAGCACGAAACACACUGUUUUUAAAGACCUGCCUAUAUGCCACCAAACGUUGAAAGGUCUGCGGGACAGCGCUUUCGUGAAAAUGACCGAAAUUCAACAGAAGUCGAUACCGCUCUCGCUAAAGGGCCACGAUUUACUAGCGGCAGCUAGAACUGGCUCCGGCAAAACUCUAGCGUUUCUGAUUCCAGUCAUCGAGAAGCUGUACCGUGAGAAAUGGACUGAGUUUGACGGCUUGGGAGCGCUCAUCAUUUCGCCAACUCGUGAACUAGCAAUGCAGAUUUAUGAAGUUCUAGUCAAAAUUGGAAGACAUUCCUCGUUUUCAGCUGGUUUGGUUAUUGGCGGCAAGGAUGUGAAAUAUGAACUUGAGCGUAUUUCAAAAAUUAACAUCUUGGUUGGAACUCCAGGUAGAAUAUUGCAACAUAUGGAUCAAGCCGUCGGACUGAACACCUCAAAUGUGCAGGUUCUGGUUCUAGACGAAGCUGAUAGAUGCUUAGACAUGGGAUUCAAGAAAACGUUAGACGCAAUUGUUACCAACUUGCCACCUGUGAGACAAACGUUAUUGUUCUCUGCCACUCAAUCACAGUCAUUAGCUGAUUUGGCCAGACUAUCUUUGACAGACUAUAAGUCUGUAGGCACUGCCGAAGUCAAAGAUUCUGCUAAUGUUUCCGCUACGCCAGAAACUCUGGAACAAUCUUACAUCAAUGUUGAGCUUCCUGAUAAACUUGACAUUCUGUACAGUUUCAUCAAAACGCAUUUGAAAUCCAAGAUGAUUGUUUUCUUAUCGAGUUCCAAACAGGUUCAUUUUGUUUAUGAAACCUUCAGAAAACUCCAGCCCGGUAUAUCAUUAAUGCACCUACAUGGAAGACAAAAACAAACAGCCAGGACUGAAACCUUAGAUAAAUUCAGCAGAGCUCAACAUACCUGUCUAUUUGCGACUGACGUGGUUGCUAGAGGUAUCGAUUUCCCAGCAGUCGACUGGGUGGUACAGGCUGAUUGCCCUGAAAGUGUUGAUACGUAUAUUCACAGGGUCGGAAGAUGCGCUCGCUACGGUAAACACGGAAAAUCUCUCAUCAUGCUUACUCCUCAGGAAGAAGAAGGAUUCUUGAAGAGACUGAAACAAAGACAUAUCGAACCUAACAAGCUUACAAUAAAACAAUCUAGGAAAAAAUCGAUUAAACCACAAUUACAAUCUCUCUUGUUUCAAGAUCCAGAGCUCAAGUACCUAGGACAAAAAGCAUUCAUUUCCUAUGUGAGGUCUAUCUACAUUCAAAAAGAUAAAGAAGUAUUCAAAUUUGACGAGCUACCCAAUGAAGAGUUUGCAAAUUCGUUAGGUCUUCCCGGUGCUCCCAAGAUCAAAAUGAAGGGGAUGAAGUCUGUUGAAAGAGCCAAAGAACUCAAAAACACUUCGAGACAAUUGCUUUCACUUUCAAAAGCCAACGAAGAUGGUGAAAUUGUGGAUCGUAGUAAGGAAGUUAGAACCAGAAUCGAUAAAAUGUUUGAUCGUAGGAAUCAAACAGUGCUGAGCGAACACUAUUUAAACAUCACUAAGGCACAAGCGGACGAAGAUGAAGAGGAAGACUUCAUGACAAUGAAGCGUCAAGAUCAUCAGAUUAAAGAAGAUGACCUGCCUCAAUUAAUUGCACCUUCUUCUAAAAGAGCCCAGAGAAAAGCCACGUCCAAGAAAGCCUCCCUUGCCGGUAAAGGAAAUCCAUCAAAAAUGGUUUUCGAUGACGAAGGCCUUGCACAUCCAGUCUAUGAGUUAGAAGGCGAAGAAGAUUUCCACGCCAGAGGUGGUGCUGAGGACCAAAAGGAUGCUUAUCUCUCCAAAGAAGCGCAGGUAAUGACGACACGCGACGUAGAAGACAAAAAGCUAGCGAAAGAAAAACGCCAGGAGAAAAAGCGGAAGCGCCUGGAAGCCUUGAGACGCGAGGAAGAGGCUGGGGCUGACAAUGACUCCAGCGCCGACGAGGCUCCUUAUCAAGCAAGCAUAGGAACUGGCAACUUGAGCGACGACAUGAAUUCAUCUUCUGACGAAGAAUCGGGUCGUACUACCAAAAGAGUUAGAUACUCUAGAGACAAUGCCAGCGACAGCGAGGAUAAUAGUAACAAAACUAGUUCAAAGGGCCGCGUUAUUGAGAUGGAGCAUCCGGAGUCUCUUGAAGACUUAGAGUCGCUAACGGCCAAACUUCUACAGGGCUGA
Molecule: messenger RNA, 2307 nt
Organism: Lachancea nothofagi CBS 11611
Lineage: Eukaryota; Fungi; Ascomycota; Saccharomycetes; Saccharomycetales; Saccharomycetaceae
Source: the annotation of a GenBank genome assembly